Puntigrus tetrazona (Sumatra barb) is the source of this 1508-nucleotide messenger RNA. It is a transcript of the gene ppp1r15a, whose product is annotated as protein phosphatase 1, regulatory subunit 15A. Gene Ontology annotation, biological process: response to endoplasmic reticulum stress. Gene Ontology annotation, cellular component: endoplasmic reticulum; protein phosphatase type 1 complex. The transcript has 4 exons. Gene Ontology annotation, molecular function: protein phosphatase regulator activity. The record is from RefSeq and is a predicted model, not a curated record. Lineage: Eukaryota; Metazoa; Chordata; Actinopteri; Cypriniformes; Cyprinidae. The coding region runs from base 209 to 1285 and encodes 358 amino acids.
UACGUCGCAGAAGAAUGAAAUACGUGAAACACGAGCCGAGCGUGACAUGUUUAUGAACAAAGCGACCAUGGAGAACACGUCUGAACUGAAAUUGUCGUAUUGCUUGAACAGCGUUUUUGACGACGUUAGCAACAUCGGAAAACCAAACCUUCACUGGAGCGACUGCCAAGCGACGGGCUGACCAAACUCACAAAGACUGAAUGUGAUUAUGGCACCAUUCACCAUUUCUUCACAUCAUCCACUGCCGUAUCGGUGCGUCUCACCUCAUGCAGCGCUCAUGAAAUCCAAGAAGAGUCCUGAGCCUUUGUCCGGUUCACCGGGAGCCAACGAAGAUCAGCUUUUCACUCAUUAUCUCAGAACGUCCAUCGUGAAGAUCGGAGUGCGUCUGUGGAGAGUCGUCCGAAGAGUCAUGAACUUCUGUAUGAGUGUGACCGAGCUCCUCGGCUCCAAGAUGUUUUUCAUGUCUGUGGGAAAGAACAUGCCCAUGACUGGCGAGUUGAAGAAGAAGAGGAGCCUGGAGGCCUUGGAGAGGCCUGGGUGUAAAAUCAGAGCUCCAGAGAUGAUGGUGAAGGAUCCAGAGAUGAUGGUGAAGGAUCCAGAGAUGAUGGUGAUGGAUCCAGAGAUGAUGUUGAUGGAUCCAGAGAUGAAGGUGAUGGGUCCAGAGAUGAAGGUGAUGGAUCCAGAGAUGAAGGUCGUUAAGGAGCUCGAUGAUGACGAAUCUUCUGCUGAUGAGCGGGAAUCAUCAGUGAUCGACUCGGACGAAGAGGAAGACGAUGAAGCCAGGCGCUCUGAAUGGGAGUCUGAUGAAGAAACCGAUGAGGAGGAAGACGAGGAGGACCGUGAGCCAGAGGAUGAGGAAUCUGGAUGGUCAGACGAGGAUGACGAAGGCUCUGAGGCGUCGGCGGAGAGUCUGGAGCUUUGGCAGUCGUUUCUCAACAGAGCUGACCCCUACAACCCUCUGAGCUUCUGCUCGUCCAUCAGCUCCAGAACAAACACACAGCAAACUCAACCUCCUCCAGCAACAAGACCAGAAGAGCCGAGACCAGACUCAGAGAAAGGAGGGAAGAAGGUGCGUUUCAGUGACCGGCUGACGGUGCGCCCCCUGGUGGCGUGGAGUUUCGCCAGCCGGGCCUCCAGGGACGGAUCCUGCUGGAUGCAGAUGGCCAGAGACCGAGAGCGCUUCAGAAGACGAGCGGAGAGCGUCGAGACGCUCCUGAAGCCCUGCCUGAGCGCUGCACACCGAGCCGGCGUGUACCAGAGACUUCAGAGACAAACACCCUCUUAAUGCUUCAUCAUCAUCACAAUGGAGCAGCUGGUGUAGUUUUUGGUGCUUUUAGUUUAACUGUGAAAUUUCUAUUGUUACAGUAGCAUGGUGCGCUUUAUAACUACGUGUUUGUAUUUAGAUUUAAUUUUCUGUUUUGCACACGCGUCAUUGUCUUGUACUACGCAACAAAUACUUUGCAUCUUUUAUAUGGCAGCUGAAAAAUAUUAAACCUUUCUGAAAUGUA